CAGAUCGGACAGCCAACGGGAAAUCGAUAGGGGGAUCAUUAGAAACACAUUUUUCAUGGGAUGUGGAGUCCGAGUCACUGUGUUGUUUGUUUGUUUAUUUAGAAGUGUUGACUGUACAUAUUUACAGUGACAUCUCCCUUUAGCCUCACCCACUGUCGAUUUAGUACUGACAAACAUUUUGAGUACGCUAGUAUGUAAGACUGGAGACAUAUGCGAAGGAACGAUGAAGUUGAUACUUGCUCUGAUCAAUUCAGCGCUUUCCCUGGUUGCUAUUUUAGCUACCGAUGAUUUCAUUUCAUUGGCGGAGAUGGAAGACUCACUACUAAGAAAUCUAUUUAGAGGCUAUCAGAAAUGGGUAAGGCCGGUUCAGCACUCUAAUGACACCAUAACAGUCAAGUUUAGACUAAAGAUUUCCCAGCUCGUGGAUGUGGAUGAAAAGGAUCAGCUUAUGACGACAAAUGUAUGGUUAUGGGAGGAGUGGACCGACUGCAGACUGCGUUGGAACCCAGAUGAACAUGGAGGUAUCACCUCGAUCAGAGUUCCUUCUGAAACAAUCUGGCUGCCUGAUAUAGUUUUGUAUGAAAAUGCCGACGGACACUUUGAAGGAUCCUUGAUGACAAAAGUAAUUGUGAAGUACAAUGGCACUGUGAUGUGGACCCCACCUGCAAGCUAUAAAAGCUCCUGUACUAUGGACGUGACAUUCUUUCCAUUUGACAGACAGAAUUGCUCAAUGAAGUUCGGUUCUUGGACUUAUGAUGGGGACAUGGUGGACCUCAUUCUCCUUGACGACCAUGUGGACAGAAAGGACUUUUUCGACAAUGGAGAAUGGGAGAUUCUUAAUGCCACAGGAAUGAAAGGAAACAGAAAAGAUGGGCUGUACUCCUACCCAUUCAUCACAUAUUCCUUUAUUCUCAAACGCUUACCUCUGUUCUAUACUCUGUUUUUGAUCAUCCCUUGUCUUGGUUUGUCUUUCCUGACUGUGCUGGUAUUCUACUUGCCCUCAGACGAAGGAGAAAAACUGUCGUUGUCCACCUCGGUUCUAGUGUCGCUCACUGUCUUCCUGUUAGUUAUUGAGGAGAUCAUCCCAUCAUCCUCCAAAGUGAUCCCUCUCAUUGGCGAAUACUUGCUGUUCAUCAUGAUUUUUGUGACGCUGUCCAUUAUAAUCACUGUGUUUGUUAUCAAUGUACACCAUCGUUCUUCAGCCACUUACCACCCUAUGUCUCCCUGGGUGAAAAAACUGUUCCUUCAAAGGCUUCCGAAGCUACUCUGCAUGAGAGGACACACUGAUCGCUACCAUUAUCCAGAAAUUGACUUGAACAGCCUUGAUGAAAAAAUCAAAUUGUCUGGUACAAAGAGGCCGUUAUCUGGGAAAGCUGAUGAAAACAAGGUAUUGGUGGCACUGAUGGAAAAAGCUACCAAUUCUGUACGAUACAUCUCAAGGCAUAUUAAAAAGGAGAACUUCGUUAGACAGGUUGUCCAAGACUGGAAAUUUGUGGCUCAAGUCCUGGAUCGAAUCUUCUUGUGGGUGUUUCUUACAGUUUCCAUUCUUGGUACAAUACUAAUUUUUACACCAGCUUUACGAAUGUACCUCAGUACCUAAAAAUGAAAAUAAGACACUACCUUAUGUCAACGUUAGUAUUUAAUGUAAGUUUGGAAUUGGUAUUAUCAACCUUUCUGGUCAAAACUGUGGAUUUGUGUGUUAUAUAUUUUUUUUGGACAGGGUUGUAAGUUUGUUAUUAUUUAACAUGAAAUUAACUACUUUAUUACACUAUAAGGAUAUGAUCAGACCAUAUUUCAAAUCUUAAAAUCUUAACCAAUUAUUAGUUCAAAAUACCAAACAUUACAUUCUGCAUUGAACAUUAUUGUUUAGAUACAAUACGUGCCAUAAUCAGAAUCAUUUCAAAUAACUAGGGUUUAAAAUAUAUAAUAAACCGCAAGACCAAAGGCUGGAAAAAGUAUUGGCAUUCUCUUAACAAUGGACAACAUAGGUAUGAUAAGUAGGGCUUCUGUUCUUAUUGCAUUUUUCGGUGCUUAUCUUUUAGCUAUUUGAGUUUUAUGUAAAAAAAUUUCGGGGCUUUCAUUUUUUUCUGUCAAAAUAUGUUUCGUAACUCAACAGGACUUGCACAUUUAAGUCUUACCUUAUUUCCUUUGCUGUGUUCCACAGUGAAUUCCUUAUGGUCACGGGCACAUUCUUCUGGGGUUUUUGUGUGUAGGCAUUCUUUUCACCACAAUAUGCAAUUCUGUUUUAAAUCCUCUGUAUCUUAACUGUAUUACAGCUUUAAAUCCUGUGAACAAGCCCCCAUUCCUAAUUGUAAUCUAGUUUUAAAUCUUGCAAGUGGAGUCUCCAAUAGAAAUGUAGGAAUUUGCUGCCACUCAGUAGUUGGGGUGGGUUUAAGGUAUCAGAACGAAUCAGUCAGGAAGGAGGGACAUUGCCCAGCUGC
Acipenser ruthenus (sterlet) is the source of this 2441-nucleotide messenger RNA. Its product is annotated as neuronal acetylcholine receptor subunit non-alpha-3-like. Gene Ontology annotation, cellular component: neuron projection; postsynaptic membrane; synapse. Gene Ontology annotation, molecular function: acetylcholine-gated monoatomic cation-selective channel activity; transmembrane signaling receptor activity. Gene Ontology annotation, biological process: monoatomic ion transmembrane transport; chemical synaptic transmission; regulation of membrane potential. The transcript is spliced from 6 exons. The record is from RefSeq and is a predicted model, not a curated record. Bases 224 to 1600 code for a protein of 458 amino acids. NCBI's taxonomy places the organism in Eukaryota, Metazoa, Chordata, Actinopteri, Acipenseriformes, Acipenseridae.